Molecule: messenger RNA, 3369 nt
Organism: Ipomoea nil (Japanese morning glory)
Lineage: Eukaryota; Viridiplantae; Streptophyta; Magnoliopsida; Solanales; Convolvulaceae
Exons: 3
Coding region: 1-3369 (1122 amino acids)
Molecular function (GO): nucleic acid binding; zinc ion binding; catalytic activity
Source: RefSeq, a predicted model, not a curated record
AUGACGCUUGGUUCUCUCUCGGUCUCAUCUCCCCCGGCGGUGACUGAUAGGUCACCGGAAGAUCAAGAUCUUCUCGAAAGAAGUACCAAGAAGACGAAGAGGGGAAGAGAAGAGCAGUCAGUCGCAUCCACCCCAAGGCAGGGCGAGCGUGGAAUAGAACAUGCAGAGGGUUCUGGUACCCCUGACUCCGGCCAGUGGAAAACACCGGCGACGACGCCUGAACAAGCCUGGGUUCAAAGGGAAGGAAAACAGAUAGCUGAGGACGAGGAAGAAUCUGAAGAUGAAGCGAUGGAGGAAAUCGAAACUCUGAACGGAUACCCAGUCAUCCGAGUCUCUAACGAGGAAAAGGAGAGGUUGAGACGGCCAUGGCGCCGGUCGCUCAUAGUCCGACUGCUUGGAAGGACGGUAAAUUACCCCUAUCUGUACCAGAGACUCCAACGCAUGUGGCGGACAGAGUCUCCGUUUGAUUUGAUUGCUUUAAACCAUGACUUUUAUAUUGCAAAGUUUGAAUCCAUGAAAGAUUAUGAGACUGCCAAAUAUGGAGGCCCAUGGAUGGUAUUCGACCAUUACCUAACAGUUCAAGACUGGAGACCUAAUUUCGAUUCAAGAACAAACAAGAUGGAAAAGCUCUUAGCUUGGAUCAGGUUUCCGUCGCUCCCAAUCGAGUACUUCGAUGAAAAAUUUCUCAAGAAGAUAGGGAAGACGAUUGGACGGCCCGUCAAGAUCGACGUCACCACCAGCCUUGCAUCCAAGGGCAAGUUUGCAAGAGUUUGUGUAGAGUUUGACAUUACCAAGCCUUUGCUGUCACGAUUUGUCAUCGAAGGUGUUGAAUGGCCAGUGGAGUAUGAGGGAAUCCACUUGGUUUGCUUCAAAUGUGGGGUGUAUGGCCAUAGGCAGGACAACUGCAUAGGUUCUGAAGGAAAUUUGUCGCAAGAACCCAACAAUGCUUCAGCUUCUUCUGCAAAAACCUGUUCUAUGCCCACGGAGAAGUACGGGGCAUGGAUGCUAGUCACACGCAGGGAUAGACGUAGGGGUGGCAACCAGGUUAAUAGACAAACGAACACCCCCUCGAAGGACAACCAACAAGUCAAUUCAGCAGGUGUAGCUCAGAUGGCAGAAGGGCUAGGUGAGCAAACCAGACCGCAAAGGGAAACAGUAACGGGAGGAGAGGUCACGCGAUCUUCUGACCAAGGUGGCAUUCCAGCUUUCAACCAAGCCACUGGUCGAGGAAACCAGCGCGGACGAGGUGGAAGAGGAGGAACCCCCAACAGAGCAGCAUCUGAGCUAGAACACACAGUGGUGCGCGGCUCCAAUGGAGGUCGCAACAUCACUAGCACAGUAGUCCACCACAGUGAGGAACACCUGGGCUUCAGCUUCAUGAGUGGGACGGAGGAGGCCCACGAGUUUGAACCCCCCAAUCCUUUGAUUAGAACUGAGAAGGAUUAUAGGCACGACCCCCCGGAUCCAAUGAUAGGAGUAGAAAGGAGAUACGACAAUGAUCCUCCUGAUAAUAGCCAUGACCACCCCAUAACGGGUGAUUCCUUGACAGAGGCUAUGGUAGAUGAUACUGGCCAGAUUGACCAUGGGAUUGCGGUAUCGGGGGACCAAGCUAACAGAAUUUGCUCUAGUUUUGGAUUUAAUGAUUGGAUUAGGGUGGAAGCAGUAGGCUAUUCGGGUGGCAUUUGGCUACUAUGGAAAGGCUCGGCCAACAUCAUAGUUACGAAAACUCACCCCCAAUUCAUUACAGCACAUGUGCCCGAGGAAAACAAGGAUCCAUGGCAACUAUCGCUGGUAUACGGAAGUCCAAACCAGCCCCUCAGAAGACAGUUGUAUUCAGAGCUUUUCGGCAGUAACAGUGGGUUUGAUGGUUCAUGGCUAGCAGUGGGAGAUUUCAACGUGGUCACGUCUAGGGAAGAAGUGAGCAACACGGAGGGCUUUACACAAUCUAGGUGCGCCAACUUCAAUGAGUGGAUCUUUAGAGAAGGCUUGGUGGACCUCGGAUACUCAGGCUCCAAAUACACAAGGAUGAGGGGCGUGAAUACGGACUCGUUUAGGGGGGCACGACUGGAUAGAGCCUUGAGCAAUAUCGACUGGAAACUUCAAUUUCCCAAUACCAUAAUUCAACAUCUACCUAUGGUAGGGUCAGACCAUGCUCCACUCUUGGUGAACACCGGAGCAGUUCAGGCAUUAAGCAGGCCAGCCUCGUUCAGAUUCAAUGUGGCAUGGGCGACACAUAAGAGCUUUCAAGCAUUAAUUAAGGACAGCUGGAGGAGUGACCUUGACUUACACACAAACAAGAAGAGAGUUGCAGAGAUUUUAUCAAAUUGGAGCAGAGACAUUUUUGGGAGUGUUACUCAGAGGAAAAAGAGAUUGUUAGGAAGGCUAGAAGGAAUACAGUGUAAGAUGGCCCAGAACGUGAGGUCGGACAUGAUCAGACUGGAGAGGAAAUUAAGGCUUGAACUGGAUGAGGUCUUAUACCAAGAGGAACUGACCUGGUUCCAACGCUCAAGGGAAGAAUGGGUGAUAUCUGGGGACAGAAAUACACGAUACUACCAAACUGCAACUUCGAUCAAGGCAAGCAAGGUCAAAGUGUCAAUGCUAAUCGAUGAAAAUGGUCAGGAAAUCACGGGUAAAGGAGAGCUAGUAGAGCAUGUUCAAAGCUACUUCACCAAAUUAUUCACGGAGGAUUUAGGAAGUGAGCCAACGUCCCUGGACCAUGGCCACUUUCCAAUAAUUACUGAGACAAAAUGGAAUGAGUUAAGUGCACCGCUGACAUUGGAAGAGAUCAAAAGCAACUUGUUUGAUAUGGCUCCUUGCAAAGCACCCGGUCCUGAUGGGUACUCGGCAAGCUUUUACCAGAAGACGUGGGGCACAGUGGGCGAGUGCUUAUUAAAGUUUGCUACGAAAUUUUUUGAUGAAGGAUCACUGCCGGAGGAAUGCAAUGACACUAUAAUAACGCUCAUACCGAAGAUCCCCGAGCCAAAGCACGUCAAGCAGUUCCGACCUAUUAGUUUAUGCAACGUCUCGUAUAAGCUACUAACUAAGAUCAUGUCCUCGAGGCUAAGGAACAUCUUAACAAAGCUCAUCGGCCCCCACCAAACCAGCUUCGUCCCAGGAAGGCAAAUUUCAGAUAAUACCCUUGUGUUUCAAGAGGUGUUGAGCUCCAUGAGGAACAAAAAAAGGAAAAGGGGGUUGGAUGAUGAUGAAGAUCGACCUGGAGAAGGCCUACGACAAACUUUCAUGGGAAUUUAUCAAGGAUACUCUACAGGAUAUUGGAUUCAACAACACAUGGACAAAGCGGAUUAUGGAAUGCAUUUCUUCCCCCAGAUUGGCAGUCGCGUGGGAGGGCCAAAGAACAGAUUGGUUUAG